Colletotrichum karsti is the source of this 687-nucleotide messenger RNA. RefSeq lists its product as uncharacterized. Bases 1 to 687 code for a protein of 228 amino acids. NCBI's taxonomy places the organism in Eukaryota, Fungi, Ascomycota, Sordariomycetes, Glomerellales, Glomerellaceae. The transcript is spliced from 3 exons. The record is from RefSeq and is a predicted model, not a curated record.
AUGUACAAAGUCUCGACCGAAGACGAGGACGCCGGCAGUGUCCUCAAGAGGAGUGUCAAUGAGAACACGAACAAGGAGUACUGGGAGGCCGCGGACGACGAUGUCUACGUCGUGAACCCUGCCACGGGUCUUCACAUUCGCGCUGCCUCCAGCAAGAAGAAGAUCAUCAUCUGCUACAAUACAUGGAAGGAAACCACCAAGAAGAAACUGCUCUGGGAGUACAUCGGCAGCAACGACGACGGAUUCCACUCCAUCCUCAAGAUCAUGAACAUCAUCAAGGAGAAUGCGAAGCUUACCCUUGAUGAGGCUAUCCGGACGGUGAAGAACGCCAUGAUGACGUACAAAUACAUGGUGAUGGAUGAUGUCAAGGACAUUCUCAAGGACCAGGCCGACCGCGUGGGUGACAGGUUGGACACUGUAGACAAGUGGUUCACCGGAAAGGGUUCCAAUCCGUGGGCUUACAGCAGUAUGAAGGCGAAGUGGACGUCUUUCAUCAAAGGCAGCACGGAAAAGGCGGUGGGCAAGAUGAAGUCCUUUGUGGUGGAUUGGACGGAGAAGAUCGAGGAAGUGUUGCCUAAGGACACGACCAACGAUGCCAACGUCCCCGGCCGUGUGGCCUUGCGAAAGAAGAUCGUUGAGCUCAGAAAGGCCGUGGAUGAUCUGCCGGCCUGGACGAGUCCGUGGUAA